AUGGGAUGCCAGGAGUGCUCGAACAUUGCCUGGGCAUAUGCGAUGCUCCAACUUUUCCACGGGCCGCUACUCGUUGCUCUGCAGAACUUUGCCUUCAAAGCAAUGCCAUCCUUUGACUCACAGGCCGUCUCAAACUUGGUCUGGGCAUUCGCGAAACUUUUGAUACUGGAUGAGCCGCUCAUGGCCUCGAGCGCGCUGCGUUUUGCCGAGUGCAUGCUGGAGUCAACUCCGCAAAACCGAUCUUACCAACACGACCUGGGCGCUUGCCGUGCUGCAUUCCAGAAGCACACGAUCCAUUUGUGCAAGCGGCAUCCUGAGGCGCCGUUGCUACAUGAGUUUGCGGCGGAGUUUGUGCUGAAGGUGGAUGCCAUCAUGCAAGGCGCCCACCGGACCUUAGCCUCCAAAACGCAGUUUCGGUGGGCCUUUGCUUAUACCAGCACUUUGUCACCAGGGCUGCGCUGGGCACUUAUGCAGAGGCUUUCGAGCAUUGGGGCGCGGGUGGACCGAAUCACUUCACAGAUGCCACCACAGACAGUUGUGGCUCCGCGUCACUUGUGCGCAGCCCUGCCGAGGGUUCUUGUCAAUGCUCGUGGUAUGGCGGUGGUAUUCAAACCGCCAGGAUGGGAAGUAGACGGGCCACACAGUGAGCCUGGCAGCCAGUCAUUUCUAUCUGACUUUGUCAGGCAAGAAUUUCCGUUACAUUACUUGCCAACUUUACCCGAGUUCCAGUAUGGCUUCGUUCAUCGACUUGACGUGCCGAGCUCUGGCUUGAUUUUGGUUGGAAACACUUUUGAAGGCCUGUAUUCGUUGCGCUUGCAGAUCAACACCUUCUCCAUCUCCCGUGAGUAUGCAGUACUUUGUCAUGGCACGACGCCGGCUUCAUUCACAGAGUGCAACAUCCCAAUAGACUUGGUUGCCCGUCGCAGCCUUACCGGCUCCCAAGAGUCAAGUGACCGCGGAAGUGUCGCUUUGACUUGGUUCAAGUUCAUGAUGCAUGGUCGUGUCGAGUGGAGACAGCUAAGCCUUGCAUCAAUCCGCAUACAUACAGGCAGGGGUGGGAGACUCCUUUAG
Messenger RNA from Symbiodinium pilosum, 1071 nucleotides. Lineage: Eukaryota; Dinophyceae; Suessiales; Symbiodiniaceae. The record is from the annotation of a GenBank genome assembly.